Molecule: messenger RNA, 1169 nt
Organism: Onthophagus taurus
Lineage: Eukaryota; Metazoa; Arthropoda; Insecta; Coleoptera; Scarabaeidae
Gene: mRpS22
Product: mitochondrial ribosomal protein S22
Cellular component (GO): mitochondrial small ribosomal subunit
Molecular function (GO): structural constituent of ribosome
Source: RefSeq, a predicted model, not a curated record
AAAAUAUAUUAAAUUAUUGUUGAUUUUAGGGAGACUAGAAGAAUCAAAAAAAGUGAGGUUAUCUUUAAUCAUGGCCACAAUAAGAUGUUUAAGAAAUCAUUUAUUUAACAGAAAUGACCUUAAAAAAUCUCCUUUAAUCAGUUUAAUAAGCUUAAGAAACUUAAAUUAUGCUUCUAAAGAAUAUAAUGAAAAAGAUCCAUCUCCGUUAUUCUUCAACAAAGAGACCCAAUCUUUGUUAAAAACCUUGACUAGAAUUAAUUUGGAUGUAGUAUUUCGCAGGCGCAAAAUGGGACAAAGACUAUUGUCGAUACCCACUCAAAAAUUUUUAACAGAAGAUCAACUUCAAGAAGCAAUGAGAGAUGCUGAGAAUCAAGUGGAGAAUAUAAUUCAAAUACCACCUGUAAUUAAAAUAAGGAAACCUAUAGAUGUAAUAAUAUCCUGUGAUCCAGCAUUGAAGGGUUUAGAAGAAUCAAAAAUGGUUUUUACCGAUAUCACUUUUGGUUUGAAUAAUUCUGAAAGGCUUAUUGUUAUAAGAGAACCCUGUGGUACUUUAAGACAUGCUGAUUGGGAUACCAGAGAACGAAUGAAUCAAAUUUACUUCCCAUUACAAGGGAAAAAAUACAGAAUUCCCCAAAUGUUUCAAGAUAUUUAUUUUGAAGAUUUAUUAAAACGCAAAGAAUAUAAAUUCAUUUUGGACAAAACUUGUGUUCAAUUUGAACCAGAUUCCGUUGAAUAUCAAAAAUUUACAAGCAUAACUUAUCAAUAUAUCAAUGAUAAUCAUCAUUUUGAUUGUUUACGAUCAACAAGGCAUUUUGGUUCAAUGUGUUUCUUUUUAGUUUGGCACAAAAUCAUUGAUAAUUUAUUAUUAGAACUGAUUCAAACUGAAAAUGUAAUAGAGGCGAACGUUUUAUUAAACUUAUAUUGUAAAAUACAUAAUGUUAGGUUAGAUUUUAAAGAAACUGAUGAUUUAGUAAGUGUUGAAGAGUAUAUUGCUAAGUACUCAGAGAAAAAGGCUCCUUUAGAAUUAGCUGUUCAAGCUUACAAAGAAUUAUUACGCGAACGUAUUGAGUUAGAAAAAGGGAUUAAAAGAGCUCAUGGUGUUGUUUAAUUUAAGAAAGAUAUUGUUUAAUAAAUAUUAAUAAAAUAAAAAAGAGUUUUAUUUGGUUCAA